UUUACACUUUUAACGAAACGAUCAUACGAAAUUCUUUAUUUUUCGUCUGUGUUUUCGAUUUACGUAUACUCGUAAUUUAAUGUUUCUCUUCUGUUUUGACACAGUUUAUUAACUUCUUUUGAUCUGCUAUUCUUUAUCAAAGAGAAGCGGGCCGGGUUGAAGAGAAACAAGCUGCGUAGAAUUUUGUUCAAAUUUAUUAGCUUGUAUCAUAUAUAUGUUACUGUACGGAAAUUCAGUUCGUGGCGUAGCGAUAUUCGGGAAAUUUUUUGUUAAUAUUUUUGAGGGAUGACAAAUAUUGUGAGAUUAUUUAAAAAAAAGUGUGAAUAACCAAACAAGCAAAGAAUCUUCUUUCAAAUAAAUAAAAAAAUCGUUCAGUUUUACUGAACACGAGGCUUAAUCGGGACUCGUAUAAAACGAUAUAUUAAUUAAUUCCAAAAUUGAGAAUCAAUGAAAUUGAAUCAAGCCAAAGUAUCAUUAAAUAAUUCCAGUGCAGUGGGAUACCAGAAAGUGUUGUCUACGCUAUCAAAAGGUAUCUGUAUAUCUGUAACGUCCGCCAGUGUUCAGUGCGUAAAUUUUAGUAACAAAAAAAAAAGUAAAUAAAUAAACAAAUAAAUAAAUAAAUAAAUAAAUAAAUGAAUACAUUGAUAUAUGUCUAAAUAUUUGGUGUACGAGAAAAAGAAGAAAACAUUAGUUGUUGGCUCUUGAAACACUCUCUUUUCUUUGGCAGCUCAGUCACUCUUUAGUAAAUCAAACCGCGUGAAAAUUAUUUUUUAAACAAAAAUAAACACAGUUGCAACAUAUUGUAUGCAUGUAUGAAAAUUAAAUUAUCCAUCGUCGCAUCUAGCGCUUGUAAAUAUAUAGCGUGUAUGUAUAAUAUGUGUGUAAUAUAUAUUUAACAAGAGAAAGAGAAGAUAAAUAAUCUGCUCGCGUAUAUGAUAUCAAAUUAUAAGAAACGAGUGUGUAAUAAUUUAUUAGUAAAUUGUUAAUUCGCGAUGGUUGUAAUCUCGGGUGGAGACGCCGGCAUUCAAUUGCUAGGCUCUUUGGUACCGCGUUGCGUUGUUAAACAAACAACCGUGAAACGAUGCGUCGCCGCACUUCUCCUCGUCUCCAUCUUCAGCAUCUUUUAUUACACCUACUAUGUCAUCAGCAGUCCAUUUGCCAGCCUGAUUCACCGGGACACGAGACCCGAGCCCGCCAUAAGAUGUUCGACGCUUCGAGGGGCGACGAGAUUGCCGAGAGCUCCGGAUCAUCGUAGCGAAGCUCGGCUACGAAUCGACCCUAAGGUUCUCGUCUUCGUUGAAACAUUGUACUCGAGGCUGGGCCGAGAAAUCGAAGAGCUUCUCGUCUAUAACAGAAUAAAGUACAAGGUCGAGGUCGCCGGGAAGUCCCUGCCGGUGCUGACCAACCUCGACAAGGGCCGCUACGGUGUUCUAGUCUUUGAAAAUUUAAACAAGUACCUGCAGAUGGACAAAUGGAAUCGAGAACUACUCGACAAAUACUGCAGGGAAUACUCUGUUGGAAUAGUGGGUUUUGCUCCGCCAGGCGAAGAGAGUUUAGUCGGUGCUCAGCUGAAGGGUUUCCCGCUCUUCAUACACACCAACCUCAGGUUAAAGGACGCGCAACUGAACGCGGCAUCACCUAUACUCCGGUUAACCAGAGCCGGUGAGACUGCGUGGGGACCACUUCCUGGUGGUGAUUGGACUAUUUUUCACGCUAAUCACAGCACGUACGAGCCGUUGGCCUGGGCGUACAGAGACACCUUGGAUUAUCCGACGAAGAAAACCCCGCUCACAACCGUUGUGCAGGAUCAUGGACGCUACGACGGUAUUCAGAGGGUGCUUUUCGGGGGAGGUCUUCGCUUCUGGCUCCACAAAUUACUGCUCCUCGAUUCGUUGUCGUACCUAUCUCACGGUCAGCUGAGUCUCAGCCUCAACCGGAUGAUAUUGGUCGACGUUGACGACAUAUUUGUCGGUGAAAAAGGGACGAGAUUGAAGAAGGACGACGUUCUCGCUUUACUCGCCACCCAGCAAAGGAUUCAGGCUCUUGUGCCGGGGUUCAAAUUCAACUUGGGGUUUUCAGGGAAAUACUUUCACCACGGUACGACGGAAGAGAAUUACGGCGACGAUAUGAUUCUCGAGAACGUCGACAGAUUUACGUGGUUUUCCCACAUGUGGAACCACCAGCAACCCCACCUCUACGAGAAUGUAACGCAUCUUCAGCUGGACAUGGCGUUGAACAAACAGUUCGCUAAAGAGCACGGUAUCCCAACUGGGAGUGGUUACAGUGUCAGUCCGCAUCACUCCGGAGUUUAUCCGGUUCACGAGGGUCUCUACGAGGCUUGGAAAAAAGUGUGGAACAUCAAAGUUACAAGCACUGAAGAAUAUCCUCAUUUAAGGCCUGCGAGGCUCAGGAGAGGCUUCAUUCACCGGAAUAUCAUGGUUCUGCCAAGACAAAUAUGUGGUUUAUUCACUCAUACGAUAUUCAUAGAGCGAUAUCCCGGAGGAAGAGAUAAGCUGGACGAAUCCAUACAAGGAGGGGAAUUGUUUCAAACUAUCGUCUACAAUCCUAUCAAUAUUUUCAUGACGCAUAUGUCGAAUUACGGGAACGACCGAUUGGCACUGUACACCUUCGAAUCAGUGAUCAAAUUCAUUCGGUGUUGGACCAAUUUGCGGCUAUCCAGUGCACCACCCUUACAACUAGGCGAGAAAUAUUUCCAGCUUUAUCCGGAAGAGGCAGAUCCUGUCUGGGGUAAUCCAUGCGAUGAUCCAAGACAUCAGAAAAUAUGGUCUCGUAACAAGACUUGCGACCAGCUACCAAGGUUUCUUGUUAUUGGACCACAAAAAACUGGAACCACUGCACUUUUCACAUUUCUAUCCAUCCAUCCGGCUAUCAGUAGCAAUCUUCCUAGUCCUGAUACUUUCGAAGAGAUCCAAUUUUUCAAUGGAAAGAAUUACUACAGAGGACUAGAUUGGUACAUGGGCUUCUUUCCUGUUGCUAAGAACGAUAGCGCACGUUACCUUUUCGAAAAAUCCGCGACAUACUUUGAUGGAGAGCUAGUACCCCGUAGAUCGCACGCUCUUCUGCCUCGAGCUAAACUAAUCACCAUUUUACUGUCACCUGCGAGAAGGGCAUAUUCGUGGUAUCAACACACCAGAGUUCAUGGCGAUCCAGUAGCGAACAAUUACACGUUUCACAGCGUGAUCACAGCUAGUGACACAGCGCCAAAACCUCUCAGAGACUUAAGGAACAGAUGCUUGAAUCCCGGAAAAUAUGCUCAGCAUUUGGAGAGAUGGUUGUCAUACUACCCACCACAGCAACUGCACAUCAUCGACGGAGAACAGCUGAGACAGAAUCCAGUCGAGACAUUGCACGAAUUGCAGAGAUUUUUAAAAAUAACACCAGCUUUCAAUUACUCUACUCACCUUAGGUAUGAUCCCAAAAAGGGAUUUUUCUGUCAAGUGACAAACGAGGAUCAUACUAAAUGCCUUGGGAAAAGCAAGGGGCGGCAGUAUCCACCUAUGGAGGAAAAAUCUUAUAAAUUACUACAGAGGUAUUAUCUGUCGCACAAUACGGCUUUGGUAAAGCUUUUUAAACGUCUUGGAUCGAGAACAAUUCCACAAUGGUUGAAGGAUGAUCUCACGGAUACAGUGAUGACCUAACCAACUGCAGUUGCCGUAGACGUAAUUUGUCAAUCUUUGCUUCCGUGGAAGCACACCUGUACAUUGCUCCGGCAGAUCUGUAAUUACCUGUAUAUUUAAUAUUUUAAACAAAGUUUUUAACGACGAAGAAGAGUGAAUAGUAAAAAGGCCUACAUUGUGAGCCUAUUCUAAGUGUAAAAGCAAAGCAAAACUAGUCAUUAAGAAUUAUUGUGACGGUGGAACAGAAGUAGCAUCGUCAUUGCAUCGCGAAUAUUGAAAAACGUCAAACUCUGAAAACGACAGUGCCAUACGUAUAUUAAUUAUUAGUCAACCGUGGCAUAAAAUACUGUACAACCGAUUUGGUGAUUCCGUUUAGGAACAGUUAGUCUAUUACAAUAUAAAACAGAAAAACAAUUCUCAAUGCCUUGGUCUCAGUCAAACGCCCGUUAGUUGUAAAAUUGAGAGACACGAAUCCCUACGUAAUUAGAAAUAAAUCAGUUUGAAGGAAGAGAAAUUGUUCUAGCGUAGCAACUAAUUCAAGAUUACGAAUCUAUGGAUGAAUAAAGGAUUGAUCAGGAACGCCAUGUUGCCAGUUUCGAGGUGAAAUGUCUUCGGCGACGUUAUAAAAAUAUUUUGUAUUGAAAUUAUAAACUGUAAAUACUUCUACGAGGAAAAAAUUGUUUCAUAGCUAAAAAAGAACUAAGACGAUCUCUUAGAUUUCGUAUUGACUCGAGGGACAUGAGUUAUCUCGAUUCAAAACAUUUCGAAAAAUACCUGUAUGAAAUUUUGACGUUAUCAUAAAUUUUUCCAAGUUUACAUUAGGCUAACUUUAAUUUAUUGAAAAUUUACUUUCAUCGACGUGGCUAUAGAUUCUUUGUUUCUUAUCACCUUACAUAAAAUAGUCCAAUACCUAGUUAUGAUAUAGGUAUGUGUUUUCUACAGAAAAAAUUUGACUAACAGACCUAUAGUCCAAACUUGUGGUAUAUUGCAAGAUCGUCCAAUGGAUGUUUGUACAUACGUGUGGGAUGACAAAACUUUCGGAAACAGUGUAUAAUUAUUUUCGUCGAAUCUAUUUAGAGAGUGCAAAAGAGAGACGAUAAAAAUCAAAUGUGUCUAUGUAUAUUUUGACAAUACUGUUACGAAUAACAGAAUUUAAAUUAACCCAAUUGAAUCACGUCCUUUUGUAGAUUUGGUGUGAUAUGCUAUUUUGAUGUGAAAAUAGAUGAAUUGUGUAAAACGGAAAUUGUACAUAAAUUAAAUAUCCAGAUUCAUUAGGUUAUUGUAUACGCGCAGCUUCACAUCUUUUAAUUGUGAAUUUUAAGAUAAAAAACGGACCUCGCCGUGUCCUUCAACCAUUUUCUUCAAAUCCUAGUCUGCAAAAUAUCAAUCAACUGAUUUAAGUCCGUUAUUAUUUGAUUAAUGAGCACCCAGAGGUGGACUAAGUGACCAAUAAAAUGCUCCAAAGGAAUGUCAAUGGAUGUGUAUAUAACUAAUUUCUGUAGCAUACCGGUGUCAAACAGUGCUCGGCGAUUAUUAUUAAUAAGCGGAAGUCAAAAUUUAUGAUAUAAUUUUGUAAAAAGAAAUCGAAUAGAAAGUGAAACUUCAUGUAUGAAACAAAAUUCUUAGCAAUACGCACGUUGCGACAGAAAUUUUACUUUAUACUCUGACGUAUACUCUUGAAUUUUUUUUAUUGUAUCUUCUUUUUCAUGUAUUCCGUUUUUCCAACGCACAGACGUGAAUGAUGCGAUGGCGUUCGCAUGUUUUUUAUACAAACAAUUAAAUUUUAUAUUAAGUCGAUACUAAUAUAUGAUUGAAAUGAUAGAUUUUUAUUUUUAUUCUUACUGAUCAACGGUACGUUAAAUUUUAGCAUAUACGUUUAAUAGAGAUUAUUUUAAUGAUAUAUAUUUUUAUUGUUAUUCUGUAUAUUAUUUUACUUUGUUUUCCACCGUUAUCCAACGGUAAUGUUUAACGAAUCAUGUACAAAGUUAACUGUUGAUACUCUAUUAAUAUCUGUUUAUUAAGUGUGCCAUUUUACUGGUGUUGUAAAUAUCAAAAUAGUCUUAUCAAUUAUAUCGAAUGGAUAACAAAUAACACAGUAUAUCGGUUCAUGUGGUAAUCGCGGCGAUGAAGCCGAUAAUCAAAACUCUUCAAGUCUUGUUUGGUUGAUUGGUCUAUUGAUUCUAUCGCCUGACAAUAAAAUUUUAAAUCAAUUUAUAAAACCACACGAAUAAAUAUACACAUUUUUAUUUUUUCAGUCAUACUAACUUGUGCAUAAUGUCUGUAUAUUGUAUGUGUACAUACCUAACAGGGAAUUACAUUGCCGAGAAUUGAUGUACACAUUGAAAAAUUGCAAAAAAUCAAGGGAGAAAAAUUAUACCAUAUACAAUUGGUGUACAACAUUUUAAUAGGAUUCUCAUUAUUAAACUUAUAAAAAUAAAAUAAUGUUAAUAAUAAUUCUAUUGUAAAAUAAUGUAAUGAAUGUACGAAUAGACGAUAAGUUCUGAUAAAAGUAAUAAUCAAAAA
Messenger RNA from Diprion similis, 6161 nucleotides. It is a transcript of the gene sfl, whose product is annotated as bifunctional heparan sulfate N-deacetylase/N-sulfotransferase. The record is from RefSeq and is a predicted model, not a curated record. Lineage: Eukaryota; Metazoa; Arthropoda; Insecta; Hymenoptera; Diprionidae. The coding region runs from base 993 to 3659 and encodes 888 amino acids. Gene Ontology annotation, molecular function: deacetylase activity; heparan sulfate N-sulfotransferase activity. Gene Ontology annotation, cellular component: Golgi apparatus. The transcript is spliced from 12 exons.